ACAAGCGACAAUAGCUGGCGCAGCAUUAUUAUAGUUAUCAGAACAAGAACCAAACAUUUAGAUAAUCGGAAGUGAAAAUAAGUUAUAAAAUUAUCAAAUUCAAUGGGAUGUGCAUUUUUGACAACUGUGGAUGUCACACAAACAUAACAAGUUGGAACCAUUCUCAAACGAACAUGAAAAUUUGCCUCAGUUUUCAUUUCCAUAUAUCGACGUGAGUUGCUGCAGAAUAUCUCCCUUCGAUCCGGGCUGAAAAUUCGAAGUUCGACACUUGCUUCGAAUAAUUGGCAACACUGAGUGCAAUUACGAAAAGACAAAAUGGCGAUUUUCGACAAAUGACUUGUGAAUGGGAGACGAGGACGACGUGAAUUUUUGUGCUGCGUUGGAGAAAAAAUUUUCCAUUUGCAAUUAUCAGAUUUAAAGUGAAAAUUUUUUAAGAAAAUUAGAUAAUUUUGAAAGAGAAUAGUGUAUGUUUAAUGUCUGCUUUAAGAAAAAGGUGCUUGCUGAGACAAAAAUAUCAUGAGCCAGGUACACAAUGAAUCCAUCAAUAGCAUAGGAUCGGAAGAAAAUGACGACAACCAAGAAGAUCCGAACGCCUCUGGCAGUGGCAGUGGCAGUUCUUCAGGAUCUGAUUCCGAUUCAGAUAGCUCAACAUCAUCUUCUAACUCAAGCAGAAGACAUAGUUCGCCAGACCGCGGUUCGCAUGCCAGUGACCAAAGUUAUGACAGCGAUGACAAUGCCCAAGAUGGACAUACCCAACAACAAGCAAAAAAAGAUGUCGACAGUUCUGGCUUUCCGCCAACGGCAGCAGCUGCUCAAGAGGAUACCAAAACCAAUGGUUACUCAGAUGACAACGAUUCGGAGAGCGUUUCGAAUUCUGACUCUAAUUCAGAAAGCAAUGAAGACGAAGAUGAAGAAAAUCAAGGUGCAGAAAUUAACCAAGAUAAGUCCACACACAAUCUUACCAACAACACAUCGGCAACAACAGUUAAUACCACCACAAACACAUCAACAACAGACAACAAUACCUCAAAUACAACAAACGACGGCGAAGAAGACUCGCAAGAAGGAGACACAAGCUUUGGAGACGAGGAUGAGGUCGACCACAAUAACACAGCCGAAGGUAGCGAGAGCAAAACUAGAACCGAGAACGUGGCAACAUCGACCCCAAAUAUGGUAUCCCAGUCAACCCUAGCAGCUACCACAACAUUAUCCAAACGCAGUGUUGAAAAAAUGCAACAUGUUGAAGACGAUGACGAUGACGACGGCGAAGCAUCGGAAUCUGGAGAAUCUGUCGAAAAGAGUUCUAACUCGUCAGCUGCAGAGUCACCAACUGCCAGCAGUAGCAGUAGCAGUGAAGACGAUGAAGACGACUACCAGCCAAAACGAAGUACGCGGACUGCUAGAAAACCACCAAUUGUAACAACAGCAGAGAAGACCGCAAAGAAAGCAAUGAAAAAACGGAAAAAACAAAAUUGGGACUCAGACGAAAGUGAUGAAAGCAAUGCGGACAGCGAUAUGUCAGCGCCACGCCGACGAAAAGUGAACACAAAGGCGGGCAGUACCAAGGUAUCACAACGUCGCGGGAAAAAGUCUUCCUAUUCCAGCGAUGAAAGUGAUGAUGGUGAGGAAGAUAGCAAAAGGUUUGGAACGCGACGAGCUGCAGCCGCGGUUAGCUACAAAGAAGCUUCAGAAGAUGAUAAAACCGACUCGGAAGAUCUCUUAGAAAUCGAAUAUGAUGAGAGUCAAGCGGCGGCUGCAGAAGAAGAGGAGAAAUGUGAAACAAUAGAGCGUAUCUUGGCGAAACGUCAAGGUCGAAAAGGCUGUACAGGAAACCCAACCACAAUUUAUGCCAUAGAGGAACAUGGCGUCGAUCCUAAUGACGGUGUCGAUGAGAACGAUUUAGCGAAUACUGAAACGCAGUAUUUGAUCAAAUGGAAGGGUUGGUCAUACAUACACAACACUUGGGAGUCAGAAACUACUCUGCGCGAACAAAAAGUUAAAGGCAUGAAGAAACUUGAUAAUUUUGUGAAAAAGGAACAAGAUAUUGAUUAUUGGCGUCGGUAUGCUGGCCCCGAAGAUAUUGAUUACUUUGAAUGCCAAUUAGAAUUACAAAACGAUUUGCUCAAAUCUUACAAUAAUGUAGAUCGUAUCAUAGCGCGUAACGAAAAGCCAGAUGGCAUGUCUGAAUACCUAUGUAAAUGGCAAUCGUUACCAUAUGCUGAGGCUACAUGGGAAGAUGGUUCAUUAGUUCAACGCAAAUGGCAACGAUGUGUAGAACAAUAUGAGGAGCGAGAAAUAUCCAAAUGCACACCAUCGCGCCACUGUAAGGUGCUCAAGUAUCGACCAAAAUUCUACAAAAUACGCGAUCAACCCGACUUUCUAAGCGAAGGCUUAACCUUGCGCGAUUAUCAAAUGGAUGGUCUCAAUUGGUUACUACACUCGUGGUGCAAAGAAAAUUCCGUUAUACUUGCCGACGAAAUGGGUCUUGGUAAAACCAUUCAAACCAUUUGUUUUCUUUACUCAUUAUUUAAAGUGCAUCACUUAUAUGGGCCAUUUUUGUGUGUCGUGCCGCUAAGUACUAUGACAGCGUGGCAGCGCGAAUUUGAUCUCUGGGCACCGGAUAUGAAUGUCGUGACAUAUUUGGGUGAUGUAAAAUCGCGUGAAAUGAUACGCCAAUAUGAAUGGCAAUUCGAUGGUUCGAAAAGACUGAAAUUCAACUGCAUUCUUACAACAUAUGAGAUUGUGCUGAAGGAUAAAUUAUUCCUAGGUACCUUGCAAUGGGCCGCUUUACUAGUUGACGAAGCUCACCGCUUGAAAAAUGAUGAUUCUUUGUUGUAUAAAUCUCUCAAGGAGUUCGAAACAAAUCAUCGUUUGUUAAUCACUGGUACACCCCUACAAAAUUCACUAAAAGAACUAUGGGCCUUGCUUCACUUCAUUAUGCCCGAUCGAUUUGUUACUUGGGAAGAGUUCGAAUUGCAACAUGGAAAUGCUGCCGAUAAGGGUUAUACAAAACUGCAUCAGCAACUUGAACCGUACAUAUUACGGCGAGUGAAGAAGGACGUCGAAAAAUCAUUGCCAGCGAAGGUAGAACAAAUAUUAAGAGUCGAAAUGACAUUAAUGCAAAAGCAAUACUACAAAUGGAUUUUGACGAAAAACUUCGACGCUUUACGCAAAGGCAAAAAGGGCUCCACCUCUACGUUCUUGAAUAUUGUAAUCGAAUUAAAGAAGUGUUGCAAUCACGCUUCGCUCAUUCGGCCAUCAGAAUUCGAAUUGAUAGGUCUACAGCAGGAGGAAGCACUACAAACCUUGCUAAAGGGUUCCGGAAAAUUGGUACUUCUUGAUAAGUUAUUGUGCCGCCUGAAAGAGACCGGCCAUCGAGUGUUAAUUUUUUCGCAGAUGGUGCGCAUGCUGGACGUGCUAGCUGAUUAUCUGCAAAAACGACAUUUUCCAUUUCAACGCCUUGAUGGCAGCAUAAAAGGUGAAAUGCGACGUCAAGCUUUAGACCACUUUAAUGCCGAAGGUAGUCAGGACUUUUGUUUCCUGUUGUCCACGCGCGCUGGUGGCUUGGGUAUCAAUUUAGCAACGGCCGAUACAGUUAUCAUCUUUGAUUCCGAUUGGAAUCCACAAAAUGAUUUACAAGCACAAGCGCGUGCACAUCGAAUUGGUCAAAAAAAUCAAGUGAAUAUAUAUCGUUUAGUGACAGCGCGUUCAGUUGAGGAGCAAAUCGUGGAACGAGCGAAACAGAAAAUGGUACUUGAUCAUCUAGUUAUACAGCGUAUGGACACUACAGGUCGUACUGUUUUGGAUAAAAGUGGUGCGAGCUCAUCCAAUGCUACGCCAUUUAAUAAAGAUGAUUUGUCAGCAAUUUUAAAAUUUGGUGCCGAAGAGUUAUUUAAAGAUGAGCAGGAGAAUGACGAUGAGCUAGUUUGCGAUAUUGAUGAAAUCUUACGGCGUGCAGAAACGCGAAAUGAAGACCCCGAAAUGCCGGGUGAUGAUUUGUUAUCUGCGUUUAAAGUUGCUAGUAUCGCUACAUUUGAGGAGGAACCCAGUGAAGCGACUAAAGACGACGAUAAUAUGGGUGGCGAGGAGGAAGAUACCAAAGAUUGGGAUGAUAUAAUACCGGAGGAUUUCAGGAAGAAAGUCGAAGAUCAAGAACGCGUUAAAGAAAUGGAAGAUCUGUAUUUACCUCCACGAAGAAAGACUGCUGCAGCAAACCAGGAUUCCAAUGUGUCAUCUAAACGCGGUGGAAAGAAGGGCCAACCGGAAGAGUCAGGUGCGGACUCAGAUUAUGAACUUGGUUCGGAUGUUAGUGGUGAAGACGGCCGUCCAAAAAAACGUGGCCGGCCUACGAAUAAAGAGAAAAUACCUGGAUUUACCGAUGCUGAAAUCAGGCGUUUUAUCAAGUCAUAUAAGAAAUUCCCCGCCCCACUUGAACGUCUAGAAGCGAUCGCAUGUGAUGCUGAGCUGCAAGAGAAACCGUUGGCAGAAUUAAAAAGAAUCGGCGAGAUGCUUCAUGAUCGAUGCGUGCAAUUUCUUGAAGAACACAAAGAGGACCCUCCAGUAUUGCCCAAAAAUCAAACAGAUGACACUGUCGCUGCAAAACAAAGACGCACCCGUGCCACAUAUUCCGUUAAGCUGGGUGGUGUCUCGUUUAACGCCAAAACCUUAUUAUCAUGCGAAGAAGAACUGAAGCCGCUCAAUGAUAUCGUACCAAGUGCGACGAGUGAACGCUACAGUUGGCAGCUGAACAUUAAAACUAGGCCUGCGAAUUUCGACACGGACUGGGGCGUCGAAGAAGAUUCUAAGUUAUUAUGCGGCAUUUAUCAGUAUGGUAUAGGCUCAUGGGAGCAGAUGAAAAUGGAUCCAAGUUUAAAACUGACUGAAAAAAUUCUAUUCAAUGAUUCUCGUAAGCCACAAGCGAAGCAUUUACAAUCGAGAGCGGAAUACUUGUUAAAAAUUAUUAAAAAGAAUGUUGAACUAAAAAGGGGGGUACAACGCAAACAACGUAAACCGCGUAAACCACGAGAAGCUAAAGUCAGCGGUAAUGUCGGCACUAAUUCAACUGUGUCUCUCACACCCGAACGUAAGCCAAGACACAUAUCCGAGUCCCACCUUGGGGACGAUGCAUCGCAGUCAGCACACGAAGGAGCUGAACGUAAACCACGCUCACGCGAUAGUACUUCCAAAACUGAAAGCGUUGACCAUGACGCGACUACAACUCUUGCGGAGUCUACAGAUAUUGCUGCAGCUGCAACUAUAAAAAAGAAAUCCAAGCGCAGUUCUACAGGAAAAGAAGGUAAAACUGGUGGCCGCCCAAAAAAAUCAAGUGCAUCCGAAGCAACGGCGAACAACAAACCCAUGCAUUUUACAGCGAACAAUGAACCACGUGCGCUCGAAGUACUCGGUGAUCUUGAUCCCAAUGUGUUUAACGAAUGCAAAGAAAAAAUGCGGCCUGUGAAGAAAGCUCUAAUUGCCCUCGACCGACCAGAUACUAGUCUCUCCGGUCAGGAACAGGAGCGACACACCCGCGAAUGUCUGUUAUCCAUAGGCCGUCAAAUCGAUGCUUGCUUGGAAGCUUACAAGGAACCUGAAAAGAAAGAAUGGCGGAGUAAUUUAUGGUAUUUUGUGUCGAAAUUUACUGAAUUUGAUGCGAGAAAGCUAUUCAAGUUGUACAAACAUACAUCAAAGAAUGCCGAGGAGGCAGGAGGAGGUAAUGGUGCUGCUGGUGGUGCGAGCGCUGUGAAUUCAACUGAGAAAAGUGCCAAAGCGAAUUCUCAAUCGCCCAAAAAACGCCCCCGCAGUGAAACUUUAGCUCAAGUUGAAAACGGCACCACGACGGUUAUUGAGAAAAAGAAGAAGAAGAAAGACAAAGAGAAAGAUAAAGCUAAAGAGAAGGACAAGACACGUGAUAAGAAGGAGAAACUUGGCGUUGGCCCGAAUGCGGAUAAAUCGAAGCGCAUGCCUGUAAUAGAUCCGUCGUUGAAGAGAAAGCGGGAUGAAAACGAUGUAGGCAGCGGAAAUGCUAUCGAUAGCAAGGGAAUGUCGUACAAACGUCAAAAUAUGAACGUUGCUAGUAGAAAUCGCGAUCGCAAUGAUGAACGGAAAAAACAGUACACCACUGAUGGCGUUGGUUCUAUAAAUCGUGGCAACAGUGGUAUGACACCUGCUGGUAGUGGCGAUCGACGCAGUUCCAUGAACUCGCCUUCAACGCAAAAUAAUCGUAGUAUACACGGUGGUAAUUCAAGAAUGCCGCCUACUGCGGCAGGAACCCCGGGUAAUGUAGCUGGCAGUGGCAACUAUAAUUCUGCUGGUGGGGCAUCCGACUCACGUAAUAUGUCUUCUCCUUAUAUAGAUGGCAAUGAUCGUUGGGGCCAUGGUCGUGAUCGUUACGGCAACGCAGAUUACAAACGAGAGCGUUACGAUAACUAUAGUGGCCGUGGAAGCGUAGGCGGUGGUAGUUAUCACCGUGAUCAUCGCGACCGUGAUAGAGACCGAAGACCUGAUAAAAGACGAUAUCCCCCUCCUCAUGCACCUCCUCCCCUGCCAUAUGCUGGUUAUCACAUGCCUGCCAACUAUUACAUGGGCAACGGUAGUUUGCCACCGGGUGCAGCACCACCACAUGGCCCAUAUCGGGGUGACCCGCGCUAUGCAUCUACUGGUGAUUGGCCACGGGACAGUCGUAUGGAUUUUCCUCCCGAUUAUCGUAGAGGUGACUACGAACGGCGACCGCAAUCAUAAAUUCUGCCAGUUCAUCACAAGCACUAUACUGCUAAACAUUUUUUGUACUGUGUUAUGAUCAUAAUUUCUCGUCAUAUGCCUAUAGUUACUAUAAUGUUACAAACGCAAAAACCAAGCCGAAACUAUUGGAUAAGUGGUUGUAAGAAAUAUGAAAUCAAGUUAUUUCUAAAUCACAAAAAAAAGAAUAUUAAUUAUAAAUCUGUAAAAAGUAAAGUAGUCAUAAACUUAUUUAAGCAUAUCCAAUCAAUCCUCUCAUUUAAGAUUUCCAAAUUGGAAUCAACAGCGCUUUACAUUUCACUUGUUUUGAACUCUCUUUUUAAAACAUAUGCGUACACUUGUUAUAUUUAAUGCGUAAAAACAAGUUUUCUACGUAAACAUUUAAUAUUAUAAAUCUUAUGAAUUAAAUAUGUGGGUGAUGUAAAUUAAUUAAAUUAGUACUUUAAUGAGUAGAAUGAAAUCAAUAUGUAUAAUGAAUUAAAGAGAAUAAUUAUUUUGUAUUUAUACUUAACAUUAUUAAGUUUUAUUGUAGCUUUAAUUCCAUUAUACAUACAAUAUAAUAACUGUAGCCAACUGAUAUGAUAUAUAUACAUAUAUAGUUAACGCAUAAGUUUAUAAGAAAAAAAAUUAGAAUAACAUAAAGCAACAAUUUAACUUGUAAAACUGUAAUUAGAUGUGUACAAAGGAAAUUAUAAUUUGCUAUUUUUUAAAUUAAUUUCAACAAAUAUUAAAUAUAGAUAUAAGCACCACAAUCGCAUAGGUAACAUUAUUUUUUCUAAUACAUACAUAGUUAGAUUCUUUUGUUUGGUUCAGUUGCAGUCGCAUUGUUGUAAGCAUGUGAUUGAAAGUCGAUAUAAGGCAAUGAAUAAAUAAAAACCUAAUUAUAAUAUACAUUUUAAA
Messenger RNA from Bactrocera tryoni, 7635 nucleotides. RefSeq names its product chromodomain-helicase-DNA-binding protein 1 (gene Chd1). Gene Ontology annotation, biological process: regulation of transcription by RNA polymerase II; nucleosome organization. Gene Ontology annotation, molecular function: DNA binding; ATP-dependent chromatin remodeler activity; chromatin binding. Lineage: Eukaryota; Metazoa; Arthropoda; Insecta; Diptera; Tephritidae. Gene Ontology annotation, cellular component: nucleus; chromatin. Bases 517 to 6738 code for a protein of 2073 amino acids. The record is from RefSeq and is a predicted model, not a curated record. The transcript has 9 exons.